AAUACCGAAAUAAUAAUAAUCUUCAUAUCAUAAUAUAAAAGUCAAUACGAUACCAAAAUGCCUAAAAGCCCAACAUCGAUAACAUCCGAAAUAUAAAAUACGACAUAAACCGAAAGUCUGAAAUAGGAAUAACAUAAACGAUAAAAGUCCAAAGGCCUAAAGGCCCGAUAAAGAUAAAAGCGGUAAAAGCGAUAGAAGCCCAAAAGCCCAAUAGCACCGGUCCGAUAAUCACUCCUGCUCGUCGAUCUCACCUGAAAGGAGGAAGAGUGAGGGGUGAGCGAUAGGGGAAUCGCCCAAUGAGGUAUGGGAUGCUACCCCGAAGUCCAUGGACCCGGACAUAACACCCCGAAUAAAUAUAAUUUAAUUCUAAUACAUGCCAAACACGGCACCUAAAGUACCCAAGCAACAAACAAUGAUCCUAGCGAGGCGCGCUCUCGCAGCCCACUAACAGGCCAAAAACAUAACACAACUCGAGAUAGUGCUCGAACACCGCCCGUGGACGAUUUAUCGACACUUCCAGGCUACAGCUCAACCGGUCGACUAUAGUUGGCCAUAACCUCAUACAAUCCGGCACACAGAAGUCCGUCUCCGUAUCCGUCUCCACACAAAAACAAUCCUAGCUAAGCAUUUACAUUAAGUGAAGCAAUCAAUGUUGAAUCCUCUAACAACCUAGUUCCGGUUUAAGCAAAGAACCCAAUAACUAAACAAGCAAUGACAGACUCGAUUUCAAGCAGACGGAACAUAUUAGAAAUAAGUUAUACUUAUUCGAAGUCCUAAGUCGUGUAAGAGGAGUUCGGGAAUAGACUCUCACCUUAGCAAUAGGGAAAUGUGGUAUCUAUGAACUCCAGCUGCUCAAAUAGACUCUAAAUCUGAAAUCAGGGCGAAAUUCUAAGUCAGAACGGCUUUCGAACGGUUUAGAACGGGUAUAGUCAAGGUUUACGGAAAAGUCAACACAUUAGUCAAAGGUCAACCCGGUCAACUUUGACCCAAGCCGGUCAACCCUUGACCAGAUUGGAAUUGAUUUAAACCAACCGGUUUAACUCAACCGAAAUCGAUUCCAAUUGGACCAUCUGGUUUACCUUAACCAUCAAUUGAUUAAUUAAUUAAUUAAUCUAUCUAACCGGUUUAUCCUAACCGAAAUCCAAUUGAUUUUAACCGGCGGUUUAACCUAACCAACCCUAAAUCAAUUUAAACCAGUCAAACCACCGGUUGACCGAGUCACCGAGUUGACUCACCGGAUCGACUCGGCCGAGUUGGCGAGUCGCCGGCGAGUAACCGGCACUAGUCCCGGCGGCGACGGCGGAGGGUGGCGGCGGCUUACCGGAAAAUCAACGGUGACGAGGCGGCGACGCGGCGGCAGCUUCUCGGCGGCGAACAGACGGUGGCCGGUCACGGCGGCUCCGGCGAACGUUGGUCGGAGACGGCGGCGAGUGGCCGGAAUGCGCGGUGGCUCCGGCGGACGGCGACGGCGCGUGCGUUUCACGCCCGCGCAGAGGCGAAACUUCGGGAGGCUCUAGCGGCUUCGUCCGGGCUCCGAUUGCGGCGUGGUUGGUGUCUACGGCUUCGUGUCGACGAGGGGAACACGAUGGUGGUCUUUCAUGCACGAGAUGAUCAAUGGUUAGGAAGUUAUGGGCGAUUUACUAAACGGAAACGAAACUAAACUUAAGGCAUGCGGUUUCCGGCGGUUACCUAGGGUGUUGAUCGGGGGUGACGAGCUGAACGUGAUCACGGCAUACGGUUGCUCCGGCGACGAGCUCCGGCGACCCACUCACUGCAAAAUGAUCACACUUCUUCUCCUUAGUUCACUCUCUCUCUAACUCUUCUUUAUUUUCUGAAGUUUCUGAGAAAAUAAGGUGGAGAAGGUGGGUAUUUAAAGUAAAUUACCUUGGACUUUAUAAAAUGAUUUUGGGCCUCGGGUUGGGUCAUGACAAAAUUGUUGAAGAAGUUUUGUGGGUAUAUUGGAAAACUGCUUUGAGCUCAAAAGCAUUUAGUGGACAUGUUCUAAUGGGGGGUUUAAUCGUUUCCAGACAUCUACCAACAAAUGUCUUUCUGCACCAAACUUGGGGUUUUACAAAACAGAAAUGUUCCAAUGCUUGCUUCACUCCGGUACAUGUCCACAAAGCUUUUCAUUGGUGGCCUAUCACCCGGCACUGACGAUCACUCCUUGAAGGAUGCUUUCUCUACCUUCAACGGAGUGACAGAGGCAAAAGUCAUGACUAACAAAGUCACUGGGAGGUCUAGAGGUUAUGGGUUUGUUAACUUCAUCAGUGAGGAUUCUGCCAAGUCUGCUAUUUCAGCUAUGGAUGGACAGGAGUUGAAUGGGUUUAACAUCCAUGUGAAUGUUGCAAAAGAAUGGCCGAGUUUGCCAUUGUCUUUGGAUCAGGGAGCUAUAGAAGAUAAGAAGAGAGGCAAUAAGAUGGUGAGCCGAUCUGUAUGGAAAGAUCCAUUCGUUGAUGCGUUCUUGAUGAAGAAGAAAAACGCAGCUCUGAACAGGAAGAUAUGGUCAAGGAGAUCGACAAUUCUACCAGAGUAUGUUGAUUCGUCGGUGAGAAUCUACAAUGGCAAAACUCAUGUGCGUUGUAAGAUCACUGAAGGGAAAGUUGGGCAUAAGUUUGGAGAGUUUGCGUUUACAAGGAAAGUGACCAAGCAUCCUAGAGCACAGUAAGUGUAGUUCUUGAUCAGCUUGAGAUGAACCAGAAACAAAUCAAUAAGAAUACUGAGCAGGUAAGCUUUGAAGUCUAUUUAUCAGACUCUGAAGCUGUGCAAGUGUUUCCGAUUCAUGAAACCUGAGGAAACUUCUGUAACAUGAUUGACCCUCCAAAGUGUUUUUUUUGCUGUUGUUCAUGAUUCUUCUGGUGAUACGAAGUAUGAGACAGUUGAUCCACU
Molecule: messenger RNA, 2886 nt
Organism: Brassica napus (rape)
Lineage: Eukaryota; Viridiplantae; Streptophyta; Magnoliopsida; Brassicales; Brassicaceae
Product: 40S ribosomal protein S19, mitochondrial
Exons: 5
Coding region: 2042-2665 (207 amino acids)
Biological process (GO): translation
Cellular component (GO): ribosome; small ribosomal subunit
Molecular function (GO): structural constituent of ribosome; mRNA binding
Source: RefSeq, a predicted model, not a curated record